AUGGGAGUUGAUAAUAGCGUGUCAGUGGAGAAGUUUUGCAAAAACUUCAAAAUUGAAAUAAAUCGUCUCACUGAAGAUGAUAUGGAGUUUGAUAUGAUUGGUAUUGAUGCAUCAAUAGCUAAUGCAUUCCGAAGAAUCCUCAUCGCAGAGGUUCCUACUAUGGCAAUUGAGAAAAUAUUCAUGGUUGACAACACCUCAGUUAUAGCAGAUGAGGUUCUUUCACAUAGACUAGGACUUAUUCCACUUCAUGCAGAUCCAAGGCUUUUUGAUUAUAUCUCAGUGAAAUCUAGUGAACUAGAGUGGCUACCAGAAGGUAGCCAAUUAAGCAUGGCAGCCCCUGCGCAGUCUGGGGACAAACAGAAGACUUUCACUUCCUUCAGUCAAAGCCAAAAGGAGAUCUUAGAAAAGCCUCUUGGUGUGAAGUUUAAAGAUAUUACUAUUGCCAGGCUUGGGCCAGGACAGGCUAUUGAGCUCGAGGCACAUGCUGUUAAGGGAGUUGGGAAAGUUCAUGCCAAGUGGUCUCCAGUUGCUACAGCCUGGUACAGAAUGCUCCCUGAGGUUGUUAUUCUCAAAGAAAUUGAAGGUGAUGAUGCAGAGGAGCUAGUAAAGAAGUGCCCAGUUAAUGUUUUUGACAUUGAAGACCUGGGUAAUGGUGGAAAGAGGGCAGUUGCAAAACCAAGGGCAUGCACACUCUGUAGAGAAUGUGUCAUGGGACCAAAUGGGAAUCAAGUCGAACUGCGACGUGUUAGAGACCACUUCAUAUUCACCAUCGAGUCCACCGGAGCUCUGCCCCCAGAGGUGCUGUUCACAGAAGCCGUGAAGAUUUUGGAAGAGAAGUGCGAGAGGGUCAUAUCUGAGCUAUCCUGA
Molecule: messenger RNA, 867 nt
Organism: Miscanthus lutarioriparius
Lineage: Eukaryota; Viridiplantae; Streptophyta; Magnoliopsida; Poales; Poaceae
Source: the annotation of a GenBank genome assembly